AUGAUUUCAUCAAAGAAGAAGAAACUCAACUGGUUGGAGCUUUGUCCGGACGUCCUGCGAUGUGUCUUCGGAAAAUUGAGUUUCACAGAUCUAAAUCGAGCUAAAUUAGUUUGUUCGUCGUGGUACUCAGCUUCGAGAGGCUGCGUCCCAAGAAAUCAGAUUCCAUGGCUGAUUCUCUUCCCGGAAGCCAACAACAACAACAAGACUAACAGUAACAAGAGUAGUUGCGUGUUGUUCGUUCCAGACGACAGAGACAAAGUGUACAAAACCAGAGAUCUCGGUUUUGACUUUGCACAGAGUUGUUGUCUUGCUACUUACGGUAGCUGGCUCCUGAUGAUGGACAUUGAUUGGAAUCUCAACAUUCUAAACCCUUUAACCGGUGAGAAGAUUGAUUUACCACUCACAGAGUAUCACAAAGGAAGUCCACCACCUCCCUAUGCACAACCUUAUCAUUUUGAUUUUGAUCCGGAACACGAAGAUCUGUACCCAAGCCUAGCUUGUCUCUGGAUAGACCAUGUAAGCAAAGAUUACCUAGUUGCUUGGAGGAUGGUGGAGAAAAUCUUGGUUAACAAGACAGGGAGUAACACUUGGCAAGAGAUCUCACGUUGUUUCGUGUCGACAUGGAGGAGGGAACAACUGGUCUACGAACACAAGACACAAAAGCUCUACUUCCAUCAAGACGGUAGUGUUGUCAAGAGCUGGUGUUUUUCAGGAGAUGACGAUCGUCCACAACUAGUUUCUGAAGAUUAUCCUCCAAUCGUGUAUGCUUAUUGGGAUUUCCUCCCUGAUAGAAGCAAAGACGAAGACGAGCUAUAUGUGAAGGAGUAUGUUGACAGCAGACUAAACAUCGUAGUGAGUAGAGUCUCUGGACAGGUUUUGAAGGUAGCUUGUGCGGUUCAAAAGUCCAAAAGAUGGUUCUUCCUCGUCUACAGGAUGCACCCUAUCGAUCUUAAUUGGGAAGUAGUCGAUUCUUUGGGUGAUGAGGCGUUGAUCUUAGACAUGGGCAUCACAGUUAUAGCCAAAGACAUUCCAGGGAUCAAGAGCAACUCAAUCUAUUUCAGUGGUCUCGAUUAUGGCAGAAACAAUCCAGACCAUAUAUUUGUCUUCGAUCUCAACACCCACAAGAUUGAAACUUUGCCACUAUGUGUUUUCUCCUCCAUUCCUUUCUCCGAUGCUAGAUGGUUCUUCCCCGGUUUUAGCAGUUAG
Messenger RNA from Microthlaspi erraticum, 1206 nucleotides. Lineage: Eukaryota; Viridiplantae; Streptophyta; Magnoliopsida; Brassicales; Brassicaceae. The record is from the annotation of a GenBank genome assembly.